Messenger RNA from Cydia amplana, 1055 nucleotides. RefSeq names its product cotranscriptional regulator ARB2A. The transcript has 6 exons. Gene Ontology annotation, biological process: regulatory ncRNA-mediated heterochromatin formation. The coding region runs from base 48 to 1025 and encodes 325 amino acids. Lineage: Eukaryota; Metazoa; Arthropoda; Insecta; Lepidoptera; Tortricidae. Gene Ontology annotation, cellular component: nucleus. Gene Ontology annotation, molecular function: siRNA binding. The record is from RefSeq and is a predicted model, not a curated record.
UUUUAAAUAUUGACUGGAUCUAGGCUGCAUCGAUGAGUCAUCCAUAAAUGUCGAAGUUGCGAAGCCUGUUCCGCCUGAAGUCAAGGUAUUUUCUGCGGAACCGUACUAAUAACUUUAGUCAGAUGAAUGCAGAAGGGUCCACCCUGCUGGGCUGUAAGCCGCCGGUAGAGGCUCUGAAAGACCUUGGAUAUGCUUUCAAUUCAAAAGGGGAGCUCAGAAAGAUUGUAGAUGGAGUUCCCGGGGAGCAGCCAUUUGAGUUUAAUGUGAGUGAGCUACACCAGGAAUGCCAGGUGCACUAUGAGAAUGUUGGCAUGGUUAUCACCGACUAUGUCUAUCAUCUGCUAGAAGCACAGGAGAAUAUGAUGAGGCUCCCAGUCCCUUCUGACAGUAAGCUGAGCAGUGGCACUUUUAUAUUUGCCACCAAGGAAUAUGAGACAAAAGAUAUCCUUCUCCUUCUCUUACACGGCUCGGGUGCCGUACGCGCUGGCCAAUGGGCGCGAUCUAUCAUCAUUAACGAAAACCUGGACAAAGGUACCCAAAUACCCUACAUAAAACGCGCAGUAGCCAAAGACUAUGGAGUUCUAGUGCUAAACACAAACGACAACUACCUAACAACCGGCAAUAAAAUACCGAAAAGCGGCACACCAGAUGAACACGCGCAGUACGUGUGGGACAAAUACGUUGCCAACGCGAAGGCGUCGUCGAUUUUCAUCGUGGCUCACAGUUACGGCGGCGUGGUGACGAUGAACCUUGCUAUAAAGAAUAAGAACGAGUUUAAGAAGAGAGUAAAGGCUAUAGCCCUGACGGAUUCCGUUCAUGGGUUCUCUAGUAAGAGUAUACCAGAUUAUGUUACACAGACUGCAACAAAUUGGAUAUCAUCAAACAAACCUUUGGACACGCCCAUGCCCACCAGGAAGGGAGAAAUACCGAUGGUCUCGGCCGGUCAUCCAAAACACGAAAUGACUUCAUAUUCAUGCAUGGAUUCAGUGUUCAACUUUUUUGAUGAAAAACUAGCCAAGAACUGAAUGUUGAUGAAUUGUACAAUAGUAUAUUAA